UCGAAAUUUUACAGAUUACCAAUGUUGCCCUCCGCGGACUCGAAUCAGCACCUUCUGUUCGAGUCACAGUCUCAGUCACUUCCCAACUGUGGUAAAUUGUGCCAUAGAGGAGAAAUGUGUUUUUCCUUCACCUUUGACACAAACCAGAACACUUGUAGAGGCUAUAAAUCGUCAGUCACCAGAACACCCAUCCCCUUCUCCACAGGAUCAACGAAUUAUUUCGUUAAUGCAGGAUUGUUGACAUCUCUUGGAUUCCAAACGUUAUCGAACAGUGGUACGCUCUACAAGGUGACCGAACUUGAAUUGAGCCAGACAAGUGCAGCCGAUGUUUGCGCCCAACAAUACUCGGGGCUGAUGCGGAUUAAGUCAGAAUCUGAAAUGUUAAGUUUACAGAAUGUCAUUGCCGGAAACACCAUUCUAGCAACAGACCACAACCAGUUGUUCGUGUCUGGUACGUAUGUGUUGUCAGAAUGGAGGUAUACUGAUGAAUCGGAAGUUAUCGACAGCGUUCUUUGGUCUCCUGGCAACCCUGACUCGGGUCAAGGUCACUGUGUCAUGAUGACACCAACAGGUCUGGAAAGUGCGGAUUGUACAACAAAACUCUUCUCCAUUUGUGAAUUCUUUUGAUAAUAUUUAAAGAUUUCGGACUAGGUGGUAAUAAAAAUCCACCGGAAUAUCCCCAUAUGUCUAUAUCAAGAUUCCGUUGCGUAUGAACUUAACAAAAAUCUAAGUUACACUUUUAUGUACAUAUCGUAGUUUCUUCCACAAAAGGUGGGUUUUGUUCCACGCCCAAGGCAUCCGAUAAGGGGCCACGUUCUGAUGACCUUUGCAAUGUGUGUAUUUCACGUUCAGGGCGAAUUGUCAAUUUGUCGAUGUCAUCGGAACAAACCCUAUAAUCACAGCAUGGAUCUUAAGCAAACCAUUUCGGUACAUGUACAUACAUUUGUAUAGUGAUAUGCUUUGUGGGACGAAAUGGCUUGAAACAAA
Messenger RNA from Pecten maximus, 987 nucleotides. RefSeq lists its product as uncharacterized. Bases 22 to 627 code for a protein of 201 amino acids. The transcript is spliced from 3 exons. Lineage: Eukaryota; Metazoa; Mollusca; Bivalvia; Pectinida; Pectinidae. The record is from RefSeq and is a predicted model, not a curated record.